This is a messenger RNA of Protopolystoma xenopodis, 279 nucleotides long. NCBI's taxonomy places the organism in Eukaryota, Metazoa, Platyhelminthes, Monogenea, Polystomatidea, Polystomatidae. The record is from the annotation of a GenBank genome assembly.
AUGUGCUCACACGAACUGCCCUCCGUCUGGAAAACCUACGAGCCUGAGCACUCGCUCAGUGUGGCAGAUCUGAAAGAAGCCAUGAAUUCAAGGAUGGAUCAAGUGCCGGUGGACAGCCGAAUUCCCAAGCAACUGUUCGACUUUUAUGAAGACAAUCUGAAAAUGUUCGGCCGUCUAGUCGGCCUUCAGAAACUGGCAGCCUCCAAUUUCUUCUGUCCCUGUUUCAUGGGUUUUCAGGUAGGCUUCCGCUCGAAAGCAUACAUUUGCGUGAUUACUUGA